Messenger RNA from Anopheles marshallii, 1728 nucleotides. Its product is annotated as ionotropic receptor 75a-like. Lineage: Eukaryota; Metazoa; Arthropoda; Insecta; Diptera; Culicidae. Gene Ontology annotation, cellular component: membrane. Gene Ontology annotation, molecular function: ligand-gated monoatomic ion channel activity. The record is from RefSeq and is a predicted model, not a curated record. The transcript has 3 exons. Bases 1 to 1728 code for a protein of 575 amino acids.
AUGUCCGUUCGAUUCGGCCCAGUUGACACACGCCAUCUUCCCUGGCACGAACGUAAUCAGCAUCAAAUCGUGAUCGUGGUCGAUCUGUCCUGCCCCGGAACGGACAAUCUUCUCGCCAAUGCCCAUCAAUUGCUUUACUACCGUGUCCGUUGGAUCGCGCUAAAGAGUGUGUACGACGGAGAGACUACCAAAGGUUGGGAAAAUUGUACUGAAUAUCCACUGUUCGAUCGACUUCCGCUGCUGAUCAGCAAUGAGCUGUACUACUUCUGCACCAACGGUACAACCGGACACCAUCUGGUGCGGCAACAGUAUCGGCUAUCUACUGCAAACUCUUCAGCUCCGAUGUACGAAACAUUUGGCAUUUGGGAGCCAAACGAAGGUGUUCGGUUGGAAUCUUCUACCGUACGUACUCCGGUGACAUCGGUUAGAAGGCAAAAUUUCCACCAAUUUCAACUGCGAGCGUCUCUGGUCAUACUUCACAACGAAACGCUCAACCAUCUGGAUGAUCUUCACGAUAAACAUAUUGAUACGAUCUCACGUGUGAAUUACCUGCUCACGAAAUCGGUCGCACACGCGCUGAACGCGACGGUAAGGUUCAGCUUCGUGGAUACGUGGGGGUAUCGAGAUAAGGAAACAGAUCGCUACAAUGGGAUGAUCGGCGAGCUGCAAAGCGACCUUGCCGAUCUCGGUGGCACUUCCAUGUUUUUUAUGCAGGAUCGCAUUAAAGCCGUCGAUUUCCUUUCGAUGACCGCAUCAACACGGGCUAGCUUUGUGUUUCGAGCCCCCAAACUGUCCUUUACCGAUAACGUGUUUGUGCUUCCGUUCGAUCAGUACGUCUGGUGCUGCACGGUUAGUUUCAUCCUGUUGUCCGGACUUUUGUUGUUGGUGGUGUUGCGAACCGAGCAGCGAUAUAAUGUAAGCACAGGCACUGAGCAUAACACCACGACCACCGUUACCGGGUUGUCCGAUACGUUGUUAAACGUGUUCGGUACAACUUGCCAGCAGGGAUCUUUUAUAGAGCCAAAAACGGCGCCUUCGCGAUGCCUUAUACUGCUCUGCUUGGUGGUGCUGAUGUUUCUGUACGCCAGCUACUCGGCCAACAUUGUCGCACUCAUUCAGUCGCCCUCGACGAAGAUACAAACGCUUGAGGACCUGCUAGCGUCGAGGCUGAAGACCGGUGCGGAGGAUACAGUCUACAAUCAUUACUACUUCCGGCACGAAACAGAACCCACCCGGAAGGCACUCUACGAACGCAAGAUGAGGAACAAAGAUGGCACGGAAAACUUUCUACCACUGGCGCAGGGUGUUGAGCUUAUUCGACAGGGCCACUAUGCAUUUCACGUCGAGAGGGGUGUUUGCUACAAGCUAAUCAGUGAAACGUUUCAGGAAGAGGAAAAGUGUGGCCUGCAGGAGAUGGAAUAUCUGAAAGUUAUCGAACCGUACUAUGCGGUGCAGAAGAACAGUUCGUUCCGUGAGCCGGUACGUAUCAAUCUUUUUAAGCUGCGCGAGUUCGGAAUACAGGGCCGCGAAAAUACACUGCUGUACACGAAGAAGCCGCGUUGUGUUGGUGGCAGUAGCUUCAUACCCGUGUCGAUUGUGGACGUAUGGCCCGCUCUGAUAACGCUGGGUUGGGGUUACUUUCUCACAAUAAUGAUGCUCAUUACCGAACAGCUCUGGGUUCGUCUACGUACCCGGCUGCAACCAACGCAUGAAUACUUUCAACAGUAG